Coturnix japonica (Japanese quail) is the source of this 760-nucleotide messenger RNA. RefSeq lists its product as uncharacterized. The record is from RefSeq and is a predicted model, not a curated record. Lineage: Eukaryota; Metazoa; Chordata; Aves; Galliformes; Phasianidae.
AUAUGUUCUCCUAUUUGAAGAAGAGCAGAGUGUUGUCAUGCUGUAAAAACGAGGAAAUAAUGGGUGUUGUUUGGUGUUUUCUUUUCCUCUUUCAGAUCUUUCAGUAUCUCCGAGGGAGAUGCUCCCGCCCCAACAGGGGUUACAGCAAUGGCAUCUCCUCACACUAUGGGGACACAUCGACCCUGCAUGGACGUGGCUCCCUCUUCUGCAGCGGAGAGGGCUCCAUCAUCUACACCCGAGGAGCUGCACCCACAUCCUCCCCAUACAGCAUCACAGUGGGGUGCACACCCGGCAGCGAUGGGGUCACUGUAAUAUCUGGGGGUGAUAGUGAGGGGGCAUCGGGAUGGGGCACAACGGGGGGGACAGUCCCAACCUAUAGCCCUCGUGGAGCAACGGGAUAUGGCUCUGAGGACACAGGAUGGGGUAUGGUUGGUGGUUCAGGGGGUGGCGGAGGAUCAGGAUGGUACAGUGGGAAACUGGGUGUUGGGAGAGGCUCUGGUUAUGGGUAUGGUGCAUCGCAGAAACAAAAGGCUGUAAGCACAAGUGCUGGACAGGAUCUGUAUGGUGGAGCAUCAGGCUAUGGCACCGGGGGAGAGUUCAGCUCUGGAGGUGCUGGGAUGGCACAGGCUAUGCAGCAGAAGUGCCCUGUGGUCAUCCCCAACAUUGAGCCCCAACAGAUCAAGCAGAGCUGCCAGUGGCCCCCCAGCCAGAAGAAGUGAAGGAUCCCACGGAUCUCACUCUGUGCUUCAGAUGUGCCACG